Egretta garzetta (little egret) is the source of this 1506-nucleotide messenger RNA. RefSeq names its product tripartite motif containing 28 (gene TRIM28). Gene Ontology annotation, biological process: protein sumoylation; positive regulation of DNA-templated transcription; negative regulation of DNA-templated transcription. The record is from RefSeq and is a predicted model, not a curated record. Lineage: Eukaryota; Metazoa; Chordata; Aves; Pelecaniformes; Ardeidae. Gene Ontology annotation, cellular component: chromatin; RNA polymerase II transcription regulator complex; nucleoplasm. The transcript is spliced from 9 exons. The annotation marks the transcript as partial. Gene Ontology annotation, molecular function: zinc ion binding; ubiquitin-protein transferase activity.
AGGCAGCAGCCGUGAAGGUUUGCGGUGGAUACUGGGAGAAACUUCCUUACCUGGCUGGAAAAAGCCAUAGGUGACCUGGGUUGAUGCUGGACCUGCUUUGGGAGCAGGGACCCCUUGAGGCUCUGUCCCCUCUGCGAUGACAUCAGGGACAGCUGUGGGGCUCCACUCCAAGGUCUGCAACAUCGCUGUCGGGACCCAGGAUCUUCUGGUUUAUUCCUCCUCUGCCCAAGCACGUUAGCCACCGUGGUUUUGGCAGGCAUGAGGCACCGUGCGGGUCCAUGGCAGGUCCUUGCCCUGACAAACGGUGGUGACCCGGGGUUUGGGGUGACCCUGGGCCCCCCUGACACCACCUCCACCGCUCCCCUCCCCACAGUGGUCAACUGCCCCAUCUGCAAACACCAGUGUCACCUGAAGGACAUCAUGGAGAACUACUUUUUGAGGGACAGUGGGGUCGAGGCGGCUGCCACCAGCCAGGCGUUGAGUCAGUGCUGCACCAGCUGCGAGGACAACGCACCGGCCACCAGCUACUGCGUGGAGUGCUCGGAGCCGCUCUGCGAGACCUGCGUGGAGGCCCACCAGCGGGUCAAGUACACCAAGGACCACACGGUCCGGGCCACAGGCAGCGGCAAGGCGAAGGAGGGAGCGCGCGCCGUGUACUGCUCCGUGCACAAGCACGAGCCGCUGGUGCUCUUCUGCAACACGUGCGACACGCUCACCUGCCGUGACUGCCAGCUCAAUGCCCACAAGGACCACCAGUACCAGUUUUUGGAGGACGCGGUGAGGAACCAGCGCAAGAUGCUGGCGACGCUGGUGAAGCGCCUGGGCGACAAACAGGCCAGCCUGCAGCGUUCCACCAAGGAAGUGCGCAGCUUCAUCCGCCAGGUGACGGACAUGCAGAAGCGGGUGCAAGUGGACGUGAAGAUGGCCAUCCUCCAGAUCAUGAAGGAGCUCAACAAGCGUGGCAAGGUGCUGGUGAGCGAUGCCCAGAGGGUGACGGAGGGGCAGCAGGAGAACCUGGAGCGGCAGCACUGGGCCAUGACCAAGCUGCAGCGGCACCAGGAGCACAUCCUCCGCUUCGCCUCCUGGGCCCUGGAGAGCGACAACAGCACCGCUCUGCUGCUUUCCAAGAAACUGAUCUGCUUCCAGCUCCACUGUGCCCUCAAGACCAUCGUGGACCCCGUGGAGCCGCAGGGUGACAUGAAAUUCCAGUGGGACCUCAAUGCCUGGACCAAGAGCGCUGAGACCUUUGGCACCAUUAUCUCGGAGCGGAGCCUCCCCCCGCCGUCCCUCAGCCCCCAGCCGCCGGUCGCCAGCCCCAUGGCCCCCAUGGCUGCCGGAGCCUCACAGGGCUCCUUGCAAGCCACGGUGGUGAGCAAAGGGCAAUACACCCCCAGCCUCCUCCUGCAGCCCCCGGUGGUACCCCAAAUUGGGGCUGAGGAGGGGCAGGGGACCCCCGGCCCCCCACAGAGCGGUGGCAGGGGGGUGGGGAUGCCCCCCCCCCCCCCC